Messenger RNA from Cicer arietinum (chickpea), 1740 nucleotides. Its product is annotated as G-box-binding factor 1. Gene Ontology annotation, molecular function: DNA-binding transcription factor activity; sequence-specific DNA binding. The record is from RefSeq and is a predicted model, not a curated record. Gene Ontology annotation, biological process: regulation of DNA-templated transcription. Gene Ontology annotation, cellular component: nucleus. NCBI's taxonomy places the organism in Eukaryota, Viridiplantae, Streptophyta, Magnoliopsida, Fabales, Fabaceae.
CCUAUAACCCUCCUUCACUCCUACGUUUAGUUUCAAAACUUUCAACUUUCACAUUUCAACCACACAAAUAAUACUACUACUUUCCGAUUACUAAUACUUUUUUUUACCUUAACCUUGAUUAGUGAAAGCUAGAAAACCUUAAAAACGAAAACAAGAAAAGUUUGGUUUGAAUUUGGGUAGCUACAUUAAAAUACAAGUACAACAAACAAAACCAAACCAAACCAAAGCUAAAGAGUGUGGUAUUGUAGACUUUGAAAACCAAACAACCUUUGUCCCAUCCCACUUGGACUUCCACCUCAUCCUUUUUUUUCUUAACGCCAUGAAACACAGCAAAUGAUGUCUUACACAAGUAGCUGUUCAAGUUGAUCUCAAGACCUCCCCAUAUAUCGACACUGAUCAUAGGUCUUUCUGUUUAGUGAACCAAAAGGGCGGUGUUUCUAACCUGAUUUUUAUGGGGACUAAGGAGGAUAGCACAACUAAACCUUCUAAAUCACCUUCAUCAACUCAGGAGGUACCAACAGUACAACCAUCAUAUCCAGAUUGGUCAAACUCCAUGCAGGCCUACUAUGCACCUGGAGCCGGUCCGCCUCCCUAUUUUGCAUCAACUGUUGCUUCACCAACCCCCCAUCCGUAUAUGUGGGGAGGCCAGCAUCCUUUAAUGGCGCCAUAUGGGACUCCAGUCCCAUAUCCAGCUAUGUACCCUCCCGGGAACAUGUAUGCUCAUCCGGGCAUGGUCAUGACUCCAAGUGCUAUGCACCAACCUACAGAGUUUGAAGGGAAAGGACCUGAUGGAAAGGAUAAGGAUUCAUCUAAAAAAUCGAAGGGAACUCCUGCAAAUACAUGUGCAAAAGCAGGAGAGAGUGGAAAGGCAGGCUCAGGUUCAGGCAAUGACGGCUUUUCACAAAGUGCUGAAAGUGGUUCAGAGGGUUCAUCAAAUGCUAGUGAUGAGAAUACUAACCAACAGGAAUCGGCUAGAAACAAGAAGGGAAGCUUUGACCUCAUGCUUGUUGAUGGAGCUAAUGCACAGAACAAUACUGCUGGACCCAUUUCUCAAUCAUCUGUUCCUGGACAACCUGUUGUUUCGAUGCCUGCGACUAAUCUUAAUAUUGGUAUGGACUUAUGGAAUGCAUCUUCUGCUGGUGCUGAAGCCGCAAAAAUGAGGCACAAUCAAUCCGGUGCCCCUGGAGCUGCUGGUGAACAUUGGAUGCAAGAUGACCGUGAGCUGAAACGACAGAAGAGAAAACAGUCUAAUCGAGAGUCGGCUAGGAGGUCAAGAUUACGCAAGCAGGCUGAGUGUGAAGAGCUACAAAAGAGGGUCGAGGUGCUGGGAGGUGAGAAUCGAACUCUGAGAGAAGAGCUUCAGAAACUUUCUGAAGAAUGUGAGAAGCUUACAUCUGAAAACAAUUCUAUCAAGGAAGAGUUGGAACGGUUGUGUGGGCCAGAAGUAGUUGCUAACCUUGAAUGAGACGAAUCUGCAGCUGGAGUUUUCUAAUCAGUGGCCUGGUCACUUAAUUGAGAAUAGGAUAUAAUGUUCUUUUUUUUUCAUUGUUUUACUAAUUUUAUACCAUUAACCUUCAACUGUAAUUGCUCUUAUAAUUUACACGUAAUUUGUUGUAAUUUUUUGUAUUAAUUUAUUAGUUGUAAGUUUUUAUUUUCUUAAACAUAUUUAUUAGUUUAAUUUAAUCUUUUUAUUAUAACUUUAUAUAUUUUAAACAUAAUUAAUCAAUGUUGUUAUUCCAU